AUGCACAAUGAGAUUCAAAGGCUAUCGGACAAGAGCCACACUCUGGCGAUUGAGCAUGAGGAAGCGGUACAGAAUCUCGACGAAGUGGAAAAUCAACUGAGUGACGCCUUAGCCGAGUCAGAAGCACUUCGCAGCCAGCUUUCAGAAUUACAAGACUUCAGUCAGAACUACAGUCACGAAGCUGAUCCGACUAUCGGGCAAUAUGACGCAGAAAGCGAGCUUGAACAGCGUGAUGCCUCCUAUACCAUUGUGAAUAAUCUCCAGACGCAGCUGGACCAACGAACGGCGGAAUUGGCCGCAACUGAAGCAGAACUUGAUGCUCUUCGUCUCGAAAACUAUGAGAACGAGCAAUAUCGUGAUGUCAAUGCAGACGCGGUGUCCGAACGUGACGAGCAGAUUCUAGAACUUGAAGAGCAGGAAAUCAGGUUGAAUGCUCAGAUAGAAGAUUUACGAGAUGAGAAUGAUGAGCUUCUGAGACUAAAUACAGCACUUCGGCAAGAGACUCAUGACUAUGCAUCUCACCUACGACAAUGCGGACGAAGUCGCGAUUCGUCCCAGCAGGGUUCCCUGGAGAAUCAGGAGUCUCCAGCCGGAGACGAUGAUGAGCCUGAUCCAGAGAGCUUCUCUGAUUUGGUUACCGAGCAACUGCUGCGUGAGUCACUUGCAGCAUGUCAAGGUCAUCGCAAUAAGCUGGAGAAGGAGCGUCGGGAGGAGCAGAAAUAUGUCGAGGCACUCACUGCAUCUCUCGAAGAAGCUCGCGCAGCUCGACGAGUGCUUGAGUUGCAACUGAAGACAUCGCAGUCUUAUCUGCAACGAGCUUUGAAACAAAAACGAGAGCUCGAGACGACUAGCAAGGAUUUGGAGCAUGUGCUUUUGCAGAACGAGAGACGUUCUGAUGACAGUUCACUCCUAGAUGAAGCCGAAAAUGGCGAUGGUGCCGCUGCGAAAAAGAACAUGCAGGAAUUGAACGACGAGCUUGCACAGCUGAGAAAUCAAAAUCGUGAAAUGCUACAGCGAAAUGUGGAUCUAGAUCAGUUGAACCACACUCUCGUAGACAAUUCCGGCGAUGCGACGAUCGAGGCUCUGAACCAGCAAAUUCGAAAUUCCCGCACCAUCAGCGAAAUCGAACAAUCUCGGCUUCACAAAAAGCUAGAACAUCUGCGACAAGAAGUCAUCUAUGCGGAGAAGCGGUAUGAUUUGCUCGUACAGAAUGCUGCUGAGGAUGCAAUCGAACAACAAAACGCAACAGAGCUGCUGGAUCGAUUUCUCGGUAUUGUCAAGGCACAAGAGGCCGAAAUCAAGGACCUGAAGAAGAUCAGCACAGGAGAGUUAGGACACGGUUCGAGCGCUGGUGGGGAGUUCAGACCCGAAGACGAUGGCCAGGACAUGGAGCCAGGCCGUGAUUUCCUUGAAACUUCCUAUGAGGAACUGCUUCAGGAAAAUGAGAGGCUGAUGGCGGAAAGCAAUCAGCUUGUCUUGGAGCUACAGCAAUGUCAAGCGCAUGGUGCACAGCAAGAAGAAAAGUUGGCCGAGACGCAGGGCGAGAUUGAGGCUGCAAAUCGCAUCAACGAGACAAGAGGCAGCAGUGGCUCGCCUGCUCAGAGAGGUGGUAGGGGAGGCGGGCGUGGUCGUGGAAGUCGUGCUUCCAGAGCAUUGGGUACGACAAGCCCCAAGAGCCAGACCAACAGGACCAAGAAAACAACUACAGACAAUGAAGCAGAAAGUUCAUCUCAGCAGACCACCCGAGCAUCGAAACGCAAAGCCAAGGAUGUUAGCGAUCUUGAAAUCCUUGAUGAUAGUGGCAAUCCCAAGCCGUUAGACAACAACGACAAGCGUUUCAGGCGAAAUAAAAGCGGCAAUGGCUCAUCCGGACUUCGUGGUGGCGCCUCUGAGACCUGGGAUACGCUCUCUGAAUCUGAGCUGAACAGCAUCUAUGCGCGCAUCCGAGAGUGGGACGUCAUGACUGCGGCACUCCUGAGUGACCACAUUGGUUAUUUGAGCUGCAAAAUCGACAGUCUUGAGGCGCAACUUAUCCGAGCUUUCAAAGACCGGAAUGCUGUUGAAGACCGGCUGAGAGUCGAGCGCGAAACCACUGAUUAUCUGACCGAGUCUGAGCUGUGGGUCCGGAACGAGCUUGAACAAACACGAGGUGAACUCAAGACUGCGAAACUAGAUCUUACAAGGUGCAGGAAACAGCUUCGAGAGGGCAAUAGCAGGAGUCAGUCCCAAGUCGCCCGUGAUGCAGAAAAUCUCCCACCAGACGAUGAAAGGCAGCCCCCGUGCUCGGUCGAUUUGCAUCGCCAGGGCGUGGAAAGGUUCCGAGCUGGUGCGAGAAUCCCAGGAAUCGGAAGGGACUGCGAGGUGCACAUACGUCGACUCCUCCAAGAGGUCAAUGACCCGCGGAUGGAAACCGAAUUAAUCGCGAUCUUUCAGCAGUUAGGAGGGCGGAUUGUGUCGCUGAGGCAGAGACACAAGCCGAAUCGGUCCCAACGCAUGAACUCCGCUACCCUGAGAAGGGAACGACACAGACUUCCGCCCAUGCCUCGUCGGCGUCGCUGGAUCAAUGCGGAUGGCACUGAUGCGGAGGAUUCGAAUUCUGCGUCUAGUGCAAGUUUUGACUGUGGAGAUGUCGAAUGUGAUGGCACAGACUGCUUCGAGAGAAAUCAGUUGCUGCGAGCACGGAGAAGGAAGGCCAUGAAGAAUCAUAACAAGCGAGUCAAAGCACUUCUUAUUGAGGAGUUCCGGAGGUUUGAAGAGUCGGAUCUGGAUGCAUACGAUGAUGAGCCGCUCGCACAACGUGAUCGAUCCAGGAGGUCUCCAAGGCAGUAUGUGGGUAAACGGAGAUCGCUGACGCCUAGUCCAAGGGUUGGAGGCCCGAGGCUGCUCAAGAACUCGCCAUGGAACUCUGCAAAAAGUUCGAGAAGCAGUGCUAAAGGCAACGCCCCGGAACUGCCAAUCAGUCAAGGGGAAACAGUCGUGGCCAGUCAGCGAGACGGCGAUGCUGGUGCGGUGGAGCGGCAUGGAGACUCUCAUAUGCCUCGCCCGUUGCGCAUGACUGGCAAAAGGAAAAGAAAGUCAGAAGUCAAGGUCGGAGCGUAG
Pseudocercospora fijiensis CIRAD86 is the source of this 3099-nucleotide messenger RNA. RefSeq lists its product as uncharacterized. Lineage: Eukaryota; Fungi; Ascomycota; Dothideomycetes; Mycosphaerellales; Mycosphaerellaceae. The transcript has 2 exons. Bases 1 to 3099 code for a protein of 1032 amino acids. The record is from RefSeq and is a predicted model, not a curated record.